CAAUCGCCUGUUCCACAGUGAUGCGACGAAUCGUCAUAGUAUCUUUCAAUGACAAUUCUACCGCCUGAAUGGAAUGCCAUGUAGCUCCAUACAAUCUAGCAGACAGCGCUAAUUGAUCCAUUCGGAUGUCGAAUCUGUUCAGAUCGUGAUGGUCAUCGGCCAUCGCGUCCGUCUACUGCUUGGGGGGCGAUCUUGUGGCGCCUACAUAAGUAGGUUGUAAUAGACCUUGCUCGCCUUCACACAGUUUCUCCCUCUCUAUUCCAACCAAUACGAUAUCCGCUGAUACUGUAUUUCUUGCACAAUGGCUCCUUCUGCAACUCAAAGCGCCCCUGACGCCGGUCAGAACGGCAACAUCCACCGCGAUUACAAUGAGGACCGCAAUGCAUCUUCCGGCGAGACCCUUUACACAACCUCAGCCGGUGCACCGAUCCCGCAUCCCUACGAGACGCAGAGAGCUGGCGAGAACGGCCCUCUCCUCUUGCAAGACUUUCACUUGAUCGACUUGCUCUCACAUUUCGACCGUGAACGCAUCCCGGAACGUGUCGUGCACGCCAAGGGUGGAGGUGCCCAUGGAUACUACCAGACGACCGAAACCCUGGAAGACCUUUGCAUGGCCGACCUCUUCCAGCCCGGCAAGAAAUGUCCCAUCACUGUCCGCUUCUCCACAGUUGGUGGCGAGUCCGGUUCUCACGAUUGCGCUCGCGACCCUCGUGGCUUCUCUGUCAAGUUCCGUACCGACGAGGGUAACUGGGACGUGGUCGCCAACAACACGCCAGUGUUUUUCUUGCGAGACCCGGCGAAGUUCCCAUACUUCAUUCACACACAAAAGCGUGACCCUUCGACUCACCUGACUCACGCGGAUGACUCUACCGUCUUCUGGGACUAUCUUUCUCAAAACCCUGAAUCGGUCCACCAAGUCAUGAUCCUGAUGGGCGACCGAGGUAUUCCUGAUGGCUGGCGCAAGAUGCACGGCUACUACGGCCACACCAUCAAGCUCAUCAACAAGCAGGGCGAGUGGGUCUACGCUCAGAUGCACAUGAAGAGCAAGCAGGGUACUGCAUUCAUUACCCAGGAGGAUUCUGCCAACUACUCUCCUGAUUACGCUCAGAAGGACCUUUACGACUCCAUUGAGAAGGGCGACUACCCUGGCUGGGAUGUCAUGUUCCAGACCAUGACUGCGAAGCAAGCCGAGGAUCUUUGGGAAACUCAGAAGAUCAACAUUUUCGAUCUGACCCAUGUCUGGCCUCAUCAGCAAUUCCCUCUUCGCAAAGUCGGAGAGUUCUUCCUCAAUGAGAACGUCAAGAAUUACUUUUCCGAGAUCGAGCAGAUUGCCUACAGCCCUUCCCACUUCGUCCCUGGAAUUGAGCCAUCAGCAGAUCCCGUCCUUCAGUCCCGUCUUUUCUCCUACCCCGACACUCACCGCCACCGUAUCGGCACCAAUUACAACCAACUUCCUAUCAACGCACCUCGCACACCUUACCGGGUGGCAAACUUCCAACGCGAUGGUGCUAUGGCCUUCUACAACCAAGGCUCGCGACCCAACUACCUUAGCUCGAUCGACCCCAUCGCCUUCCGGGAACGCCAUAUGGAUGUAGACAAGGUCCACGGCCACUUCACCGCCGAGUCCAUUUCCUUCCUUUCCGAGGUCCGCGAAGAGGACUUCAGGGCUCCUCGCGCUCUCUGGGAGAAGGUCUUCGACGACGGUGCCAAGGAGCGCUUUGUGAACAACGUAUCUGGCCACAUGGCCAACUGCCGCAAGGAGGAGAUCAUCAAGCGCCAGAUCGCUAUUUUCCGCGAAGUAUCAGAGGAUCUCGCAUCAAGGCUAGAGAAAGCUACCGGCGUCAAGGGCUAUGACGGAAUCUCCGGCUUGAAGUUCAAUGGCACCCACAAUGGCUUGGCGAAGGACCGCGAGAGCCGAGGUGCUAACGGACUCUCGACCAAGGUUGCGAGCAGCAUCAAGGCGAGCAAUGGUGCUCCGAUUGCAGGCAUGCACCGCACAGUGCAAGCCGCUAACUGAUGAGAUACAUGUUACAGUUUACGUUAACGUUUGCGGGCAAGGUUGGGAGUUACGGCUGUUUGGAGUUUGUUGCAAGGCAUUUUUUUAGUAUGAUUACAUGGGCAUCUUAGUACACAGCACAAUGAAUUGUUCAGCUUUUCCGAAGCAUUCUGCAAACGUAUCU
Messenger RNA from Dissoconium aciculare CBS 342.82, 2180 nucleotides. RefSeq names its product CAT1 catalase. Bases 302 to 2017 code for a protein of 571 amino acids. Lineage: Eukaryota; Fungi; Ascomycota; Dothideomycetes; Mycosphaerellales; Dissoconiaceae. The transcript has 2 exons. Gene Ontology annotation, molecular function: catalase activity; heme binding. Gene Ontology annotation, cellular component: peroxisome; cytoplasm; mitochondrion. Gene Ontology annotation, biological process: response to hydrogen peroxide; hydrogen peroxide catabolic process. The record is from RefSeq and is a predicted model, not a curated record.